Messenger RNA from Carcharodon carcharias (great white shark), 4007 nucleotides. Its product is annotated as zinc finger protein 91-like. Bases 394 to 2511 code for a protein of 705 amino acids. The transcript is spliced from 7 exons. Gene Ontology annotation, biological process: regulation of transcription by RNA polymerase II. Lineage: Eukaryota; Metazoa; Chordata; Chondrichthyes; Lamniformes; Lamnidae. The record is from RefSeq and is a predicted model, not a curated record. Gene Ontology annotation, cellular component: nucleus. Gene Ontology annotation, molecular function: RNA polymerase II cis-regulatory region sequence-specific DNA binding; DNA-binding transcription activator activity, RNA polymerase II-specific.
AAGGAAGUGAAUCCAGGGAGGGUGCAGACUCUGGAAAGGAUAUUAGAAGGGGAGGAUUUGCAAACAGAAAGUUUAAAACGAACUUUACAUCAAGAUCUGACGAAGUCACUCGAUUCAUCAGGACCUGAAUAUCAUCAACCUUUGAAUCUAGGAGGAGAAAGGUUUGUCUGUUCUGUCUGAUUUUAAACAACAUUUUGACCAGAAAAGAACCAAGACAUACACACACCCGAGUGAGAGUGUUCCAGUGCACUGACUUUGGAAAGAGCUUUAACCAGUGACACAGUAUGAAAAAAAAUCAUGAUUUGCAGUGAGGAGAGAAAUUAUACACAUUAUGUGUGUGGACGAGGCUUCAACUGAUCAUUGACCCUGAAGGGUCACAAGGACACCCGCACCAUGGAGAAACCGUGGAAAUGUGGGGACUGUGGGAAGGGAUUCAAAUCCCCAUCUGAACUGGAGAUUCAUCGACGCAGUCACACUGGAGAGAGGCCGUUCACCUGCUGUGUGUGUGGGAAGGGAUUCACUCAUUCAUCUACUCUACUGAGACACCAGCAAGUUCAUACUGGGGAGAGGCCGUUCUCCUGCUCGGAGUGUGGGAAGGGAUUCAGUGAUUCAUCCAACCUGCUGAGACACCAGCGAGUUCACACCGGGGAGAGGCCAUUUACCUGCCCCGAGUGUAGGAAGGGAUUCACUCAUUCAUCCGCUCUGCUGACACACCAGCGAGUUCACACCAGAGAGAGGCCGUUCUCCUGCUCCGAGUGUGGGAAAGGAUUCAGUGAUUCAUCCAGCCUCCUGAGGCAUCAGAGAGUUCACACUGGGGAAAGGCUGUUCACCUGCAUCGAUUGUGGGAAGGGAUUCAGUAAUUCAACCCACCUGCAGACACACCAGCGAGUUCACACCGGGGAGAGGCCGUUCACCUGCUCCGAGUGUGGGAUGGGAUUCACUGAUUCAUCCAAUCUGCUGAGGCACCAGAGAGUUCACACCGGGGAGAGGCCAUUCACCUGCUUCAAGUGUGGGAAAGGAUUCAGUAAUUCAUCCGACCUUAAAAAACACAAGCCAGUUCACACCGGGGAGAGACCCUUCACCUGUUCCGAGUGUGGGAAGGGAUUUACUGUUUCAUCAACCCUGCUGACGCACCAGCGAGUUCACACUGGGGAGAGGCCGUUCACCUGCUCCAUGUGUGGGAAGGGAUUCACUCAGUCAUCCAAUCUGCAGACACACAAGCGGGUUCACACUGGAGAGAGGCCAUUCACCUGCUCUGUGUGUGGGAAGGGAUUCACUCAUUUAUCCAGCCUGCUGAGACACCAGCGAGUUCUCUUCCCAUUGGCUAAUUUCUCAGGAAGAAGGGAAGGAGCGGGCUCUCUCCCGCACAUGCGCAGCUUCCCCUCUCCCGAGUUCUCCGAGCGGCUUUUCGCUCCGGCCGGAGCCGUCAGCCGGUUGCCUGGAAACCUUGGCUCGAGGAGGUGGAGGGGGCGGGGGAACAAUGGGUUGGGGCGGGGCUCCCGUGUCCGCGCGUCUGACCUGCAGCCUGGAACCCGAGGACGUCACCGCGGAGGUUUAAGGAAGGGUUCCAUGGUGGACGUCACAAAGCGAAAGUUGGACUAUGAGCUUCAGGCUAAAACUUCCUCCUCUGGGCAACAUCUGACGACCUGUGGGAAACUGAUCCCGGGUGUCUUCAGGGUGAGUUUGAAUGAUUUGAGUGGGAUGCCAAAAUCGUGGAACCUGGAGAGACACAAGGACACACACACCAUGGAGAAACCGUGGAAAUGUGGGGACUGUGGGAAGGGAUUCAAAACCCCAUCUGUGUUGGAAACUCAUCAGCACAGUUACACCAGGGUGAGGCCGUUCACCUGCUCUGAGUGUGGGAAGGGAUUCACUCAGUCACCUCACCUGCAGACACACCAGCAAGUUCACACUGGGGAGAGACCGUUCGCAUGUUCUGAAUGUGGGAAGGAAUUCAGGAAUACAUCCCACCUGCAGAGACACCAGCGAGUUCACACUGGGGAGAGACCAUUCACCUCCUCGGAGGACUGGCUCGCCUGUUCUGAAUGUGGGAAGAGAUUCAAUCGGUCUUGCGACCUGCUGGCACACCAGCGAGUUCACACUGGGGAGAGGCCGUUCAUCUGUUACGUGUGUGGGAAGGGAUUCACUCAGUCAUCCGACCUGCAGAAACACCAACAAAUUCACACUAGGGAGAGGCCGUUCACCUGUUCUGAGUGUGGGAAGGGAUUCAGUGAUCCAUCCAUCCUGCAGACACAUCAGCGAGUUCACACCGGGGAGAAGCCGUUCACAGGCUCUGAGUGUGGGAAGAGAUUCACUUGUUCAUCCGAGCUGCUGACACACCAUGACAGUCACACUGAUGAGAGACCUUUUAGAUGCUCUGACUGUGGCUUUCAAUUGUGUGAAUUGAGGUUAAGUAUAUACAGUAACCUAGAACUCACAGCGCUCCUUCAGGAGAAGAAAAGAUCGAGUCGAUGUUACCCCAGGCGGGGCCAGAACAGAACUGGAAAAUAAUGGAGUGAAAUUGAGUGAGUGGUCGGAGAGAGAGUUCUCUCCUCCUCAAGGUGUGGAUUGUAAGAAUCCUGGGGAACCCUCUACUUUGGGUUUUCUUGCUAUUUAGUGAACAUUUAAUUAAUAACUCUAUCUGGCUGUGCAUUGAUUGUUAUACUUCUGCUGUUUUUAUUCCUGUUGUGAUUGGACUUGGAGUUAGGAUGGUUGUCAGGUGACAGGAUGGGUAAUUGUGGUUUGGGUCUUCAUUGACCAAAUGUUUUAUUGACCCGAAAGGUGUAAAAGGGCCAAACUUCAGCAGAAAUCUGGCAGAGCUGAGAACAGCCGACUUGCUAUGUGAGAACAGGGAGAUGAACAGCUCCCAGAGGACAGAGAAAACAAAAGUGCCUUGAAUCCUAGACGACACCUGGGUGUCAAGGCUACCAUGCUUUCACUGCUUGACGUGGGAUUGCUGACUCCCUGUAACGGGGACGGAGCGUGGGAAGCCAAUUGUUUGAGAGUUUGACGGGCUUGGGCAGGUACAGAUGGUUCAAUGACAGGUUUUGGAAUUGGUCCAUUCAAACGUUAGCUCGGCAAUGAUUGGGUUAAAUCAGUCUCCAUAGACUUUGUGAUGUAAAAAAGUAUCAGAAGGGAUUCCCCGAGCACAGAGAUUUGUAGAGGUUUUACAUAUUGCAUUGACUGGUGCCAUGGCAUCUGGGGCAGACCAGGGAGCAUUUACAUGGAGAUGGUGCUUCUACCCAGAGUGUAAUGGUAAUGCUGCUGCACUUUGAUACUACUGCUCAGACAUGAGCAUGUGUCAGGUCUUAUUUCUACUGAAUAACAUCUAAUCGCUGUCACCAAUAAGGGUUAUCACUGUGAAUCAUUUCAGAGUUUGGGAAAGGGGCUGAAGGGUUAAUACAUACAAAUUAGGAGCAGGAGUAGGCCACUCAGCCUCUCGAGCCUGCCCCCCCAUUCAAUAAGAUCAUGUCUGACCUGAUUGCGGUCUCAAUCCACGUUCCUUCCUACACCCUACACCCUUUCACUCCCUUGUCAAUCAGGAAACUAUCAAACUCAGCUUUAAAACUAUUCAUUGACCUGGCCUCCACCGCUCUCUGGGGGAGUUCCACAGACUCGCAAUCCACUUCGAGAAAAAAAUUCUCAUCUCUGUCCUAAAUGGGAAACCCCCUUAUUUUUAAACUGUGUCCCCUAUGUCUAGUCUCUCCCACAAGGGGAAACAUCCUUUCAGCAUCCACCCUGUCAAGUCCCCUCAGGAUCUUAUAUGUUGCAAUGAGAUCACCUCUUAUUCUUCUGAAAGCACAGGAGUACGGCGUUGGAUCGAGGAUCAGGCAUAAUCAUGUUAAAUGACGGAGCAGGCUCGCAGGGCCGAAUGACCUUCUCCUGCUCCUAUGUUCUACGAAGACAAGCCUAAUCUGUCCAACCUUUCCUCCGAGGAUAACCCCCUCAUUCCAGAAAUCAGGCGAGUGAACCUUCUCUGAACUGCUGUGAAUGCAAUAAUGUCAUUU